AUGGCAUCCAAACGCAUCGUCAAGGAGCUCAAGGAUUUGCAGAAGGACCCUCCUACGUCCUGCAGUGCAGGUCCCGUGGCUGAGGAUAUGUUUCACUGGCAGGCAACAAUCAUGGGACCUCCUGAUAGUCCGUAUACUGGUGGUGUAUUCCUCGUUUCAAUUCAUUUUCCUCCUGACUAUCCAUUCAAACCACCAAAGGUUGCAUUUAGGACUAAGGUAUUCCACCCAAACAUCAACAGUAAUGGAAGUAUAUGCCUUGACAUUCUAAAAGAACAAUGGAGCCCGGCCCUAACCAUUUCUAAGGUCCUUUUGUCUAUCUGCUCACUGUUGACGGAUCCCAACCCUGAUGACCCACUUGUCCCUGAAAUUGCACACAUGUACAAGUCUGAUAGGGCUAAGUAUGAAGCCACUGCUCGCAGCUGGACACAGAAAUAUGCCAUGGGAUGA
Sphenostylis stenocarpa is the source of this 447-nucleotide messenger RNA. Lineage: Eukaryota; Viridiplantae; Streptophyta; Magnoliopsida; Fabales; Fabaceae. The record is from the annotation of a GenBank genome assembly.